Ictalurus furcatus (blue catfish) is the source of this 3689-nucleotide messenger RNA. It is a transcript of the gene gja1a, whose product is annotated as gap junction protein alpha 1a. Gene Ontology annotation, cellular component: connexin complex. Bases 1521 to 2597 code for a protein of 358 amino acids. Lineage: Eukaryota; Metazoa; Chordata; Actinopteri; Siluriformes; Ictaluridae. The record is from RefSeq and is a predicted model, not a curated record. The transcript has a single exon. Gene Ontology annotation, biological process: cell communication.
AGAUUUUGUACUGUUGGUUUAACUGUUGCUAAGCGACAAGAAUUAAUCUGUUUUGUAUAAAACUACAUUAAUCUAGUUUAACCGUGCAUGGAAGAGGAAUAUUGUUAGGGUUCAACAAGCGUCUAUCUUUCUUACCUUUUCAUUUUUGUUUUUCUUUUCUUUUUGUUCUUGGUCCUUUUAUUUUAAUUUUAUAAACCUUUUUUUGUUUUAAGGCCUUUAUUUUAAAUAAUUUUCUUUAAAUGAUAGUUUAUUUUACUCUAUUUUUUCUUUUUUUAUGGUCCUUUACAUUCAAAUGACAUUCUUUUUAUUUUUAUAUAUUAAUACUUUAAGUUUAUUUUAUUGCUUUCUUCUCAUCGUAGUUCAUUUAAACAUUGUAUUCUUUGUUACUUUGUCUCUUUUCUUUAAAAAAAAAAAAAAAUCAUUGGGAUUUGUUUUUAAGCCACGUUAUUUUCUUUCACGCUUUUAAUAUACUGUUUUGUUUUUGUUUUUUUUGUAAAAUCACGGUUUUAUUUACUGUAUUUAUUUCUCUCUUUCUGUUCCUUUCCGUCAGGAUCGUUUUAUGGCCUUUUAUUUUCUUCUCUUCAUGUUUGUUUGUCUUUACAUUUUGUUUUCUUUCCUGUAUUUUAUGUCCUUUUUUUUAAAAAAAAAAAAAUCCUUAUUUUUUAAAUUUUUUUACAUCUCCUUUCUUCAUAUUUUUAUUUUGCAAUUCUAUUUUCUUUCCUAGAUGUCUUCCUCUCCUCCUCUUCUCUAUUGGUUUCUGGCGUGUCUCCUCUCUAUCCUCCAGAUGGUGCUCCAUUCUCAGCUCUGUCCUUUCUCCCCCCAAAAAACCUUAAACUCUGGCAAUCUGAACACAUGUACAACUACAAAUUCGGUUAACGGAGCUGGUGUGUGUGUGUGUGUGUGCGCGCGCGCGCAUAUGUGUGUGUGUGUGUGUGUGUGUGUGUGUGUGUCAGAUGACCACAAACUUUUUCCAUUGCGCCUCAAAUCUUCCGAAUGGAUGGAAAGCGCCACAUUUAGGCCUGCACUCCAUCAAAAAAGCUUUGUCUAACACACUUCCCUUCAGUCUCGUCCCUCGGGCUCUGUUUUUAUCAUGAUUUGAAGGCUCUUUCUUCCUUUCGCAGACGCAGAAAGAAAGAAGGAAAGCUCAGGUAAGACUGCAGAGCUUUUUCUUUAAAGCCAGAGGAGUGGAAGACGCUUCAGUGUUUUUAAUAAAGAAUGUAGUGAAGUUUAGUUGAGGCUGAAACUGCCUGCUAGACUCUGUAAAUCUACUGGAUUAAAGGAACUUCUGUUGCUGCUUCUUUUUUCUCUUUUUUGCUAUAAAAUGGAAUGAAUGUCCUUUUUUUUUUUUUUUUUUUUUUUUAAAUUUUUUAAUUUUUUUUAAAAAGAGAACUCUUUAUUAUUUGACAGGACGAAGAGGAAGAAAGGAAAAUAAACGUUUUAAAACAAAAAACUUUGUUAGAACUGACAAAUUGAUGAAGUGGUGCUGAUUUUGACGAGACGCCCGUGCCCUUGUUUGAAUCAUGGGUGACUGGAGCACCUUGGCGAAGCUUCUCGAUAAGGUGCAGGUGUACUCGACGGCUGGAGGCAAGCUCUGGCUCUCCGUCCUCUUCAUCUUCCGCAUCCUGGUGUUGGGAACUGCUGUGGAGUCGGCGUGGGGCGACGAGCAGUCGGCGUUCGAGUGCAACACGCAGCAGCCGGGCUGUGAAAACGUCUGCUACGACAAAUCCUUCCCCAUCUCGCACGUACGCUUCUGGGUUCUGCAGAUCAUCUUCGUCUCUGUGCCGACGCUCCUCUACCUCGGCCACGUGCUCUUCCUCAUGCACAAGGACGAGAAGCUGAAGAAGAAGGAGGAGAGGCUGAGGAAAGCCGAGCGGGAAGGGAGCAACGUCCACGCUCGCCUUCACAAGAUCCAGGCCAAGAAGUUCAAGUACGGUUUAGAGGAACCUGGAAAGAUCAAAAUGAGAGGAGCCUUGUUUUACACCUACAUCGUAAGCGUGGUGUUGAAAUCGGUAUUCGAGGUGGCGUUCUUGCUCAUACAGUGGUACCUUUACGGAUUCCGUUUAUCAGCCGUUUACACGUGCGAGAGGUUCCCCUGCCCGCAUAAAGUGGACUGCUUCCUGUCUCGUCCCACGGAGAAAACCGUGUUCAUCAUGUUCAUGCUCGUGGUGUCCUUAAUCUCGCUGGCUCUUAAUGUCUUCGAGUUUUUCGCCGCCAUCUUCAAGAGGAUGAAGGAUCAUUUCAGAGAGGCCGAGAAGCUGCUGGACAUGGAGAGCACGAUCAGGCCGUGUCGUGGAGAGGACAUGUCCAGCUACGGGUACCGCUGCUCGGCUCCUGCGUCUAACCUGGGCUACAAUUUAGACACGGCCGAUAAAUCCAACUCCUCGGAUAAUUUUGACAAACAGGCCAACGAGCAGAACUGGACGAACUACAGCACGGAGCAAAAUCAGCUCGGCCAGAGAGAUUAUUGCCCGUCUCAGACGUUUGUGUAUCCUCAGAAAAUGCCUCUAGGUAAAGACCUCCUGCUUCUUAAACAGCUCGACCCUCGACCCCAGAGUCGCUCUAGCAGUCGUGCCCGGCCUGAUGACCUGGACAUCUAGGAGUUUACACUUUUUGUUUUUUUUUUAUUUUUAUUUUUAAUAUCUUAUCAAAAUAUGCUCUCAAAAUGUUCUCAUUGAGUACUCUAAAUACUGUGAGUCUAGCUACAAGGAUGAAUUAAUGCUUUAACAAGAGAUUCAGCUCCACGUUGACUACAGUGAGAAGAAAUACAUUUGGGCAAUUCCAUGCAAAUGUACUGUGGUUGUGUUUUUGUUUUUUUGUUUUUUUUUGGGGGGGGGGCGUCCCCCCAAUGAAAGAAAUUUUAUAUAACUUUUACGUUGCCUCGUCAUUAUGCACAUUACUAUUCAAUUCUUCAGUUGUUUCAUACAACAGCUGUGAUCUCUACAACCUAUGAAGGAUCUACCAUGCUAGAUCUUCCUAAGUAAUGUAUAAACCAAAUCAAACGCAGGCCUUUAAAAUUAUAUAUAUAUAUUUAUUAUUAUUAUUAUUAUUAUUAUUAUUAUUAUUAUUAUUGUUGUUUUAAUAAAACUGGGUUAGCAGGGAUAAGCAGAACAUCAGUAUGAUCACUUUCAUUUCCGGCAUCCACAUCAGAAUUUUUGCUCUUAACAAAUGUCUUAACCCUUUACUGCAUGGUGUUGCCAUAUGGCAACCGUUCAUUUACGUUUUGAUAGGCGAUAAUAUAAAACUAGUAAUUUCCUAUGUAAGUGGAAAAAGGGGGGGUUUUAACUGUGAGACAACCCAAAAAAUCCAUGUCACAUGACCAGGAAGUGCUGUUUGCACUUCCUUUUCUGCAUUCAUGUGGCUUGGUGAAGGCUCUCAGAAUUUGAUAAAUUUUUUCAAUAUUUACGCAGAACUACUUGAAGGAAAAAAAUUGAAGCACAAACUGAGAAGUUAAUGUUUAUUUCUGUCAUUUAAACAAGUUUAAAUUUAAGUUUUUUUUUUUUUUUAAAGAUGUAAUUGUCGUCGUACGGCAACAACAUGCGAUAAUGGAACUGUGGUACAGUGUGUGGUAUGUGCAUUCAAGAAUUGAGGCUUCUUUAAUAGUAUAUUUACACUUUUUCACCUUGAAAGUAAGAAAAACUGGUGUAAUUUCAGACACUUUCGCAUUUGCACCUUUAAUUUCUAAGUGUUUU